UCCAGCGUCCACACCUCUGGAAACUUGUUGCGGUCACAACAGCUAGCGGCUAGCUCCCAGCUAACGUUAGCUGCUCGGUAUCCAGCAGCAGUCAUAGCGCAGAGAAACUCGUGCUCCGUCCACAAACCAAUGACAGGGACACCCAGCUCACAAGCAUGCGCCUGGACAUUGACUGAUAUCUGCUUCUUCUCACCGACGCUCCGUGAAGCGGUCUCUCGUCUCUAAAGCGCAGUAACUUCACUCGGACAUGGAUCCUGAACGACUGAAACGAAGAGAGGAGAUCCAGAAAGCAAUGAGCUUCAUCCAGUCAUCGUUGCCUUUUCCAGAGCCUGAGAGUUAUGAGCCAUUCCUGACCCAGUUGGUUUGUAACUUGCUGGACGAGGGCAAUUCUUGCUAUCGAGAUGGGGACUGGCGCCAGGCGACCCAGCAGUAUGGGGAAGGGAUAAGCGUUGCACGCUACGCCCAGGCAGAGGCCCUUGUCAUCCCUCAAGAGCUGCUGGAGGGCCUCUAUGUCAACAGGGCUGCUGCCUACUAUCAAACGAGGGAGUAUGAGAGAGGUGAUCAGGACUGUGACAGUGCACUAUACGUGUCCGAAGGCAGUCGCAGGGCUUUGUACCGCAAAGCACUCUGUCUGAGGGAGCUGGGACGACUCCGAGAGGCCUAUGAGUGUGGAACCAAAUGUCUCCUCACAGCACCACACGACCGACAGGUAACAGAACUGGCCCAGGAUCUGGCCAAUAAACUGGGCCUGAAGGGCCGUAAAGCUUAUGUCAGCCCUCAGAUAGAGUCCACAGCCAGUGAUGGGGAGAAUCAUGGGGAAACAUCCCCACCCACUGGAGAGAUGUCCUCCAAUGGGCUGGAAUCACUGGGUGACAUUGGACCAGCGGACAUGUCCAAUGCACAGUGCAUCCCAGCUCCUUUGGCCACACCCAUCCCAGUCAGUGAUGAACCGCCGAGCCCCGUAGUGUCCCCAUGCACCGAUUUGUCAGAGAGCCCCAGCAGCCAGGCCCUGCCUCCCAUGCCGUAUUCUGUCCCGGUGUCCGAGCACAUGGACGAAUGCAACAGUGUCAUCAAAGGUGAACUAGACAGUCUGUUGGAAUGCAUCCCCAAGAAAGUCAGUGAGAAUACAGUCCAGGGUGCUAUCCCCACCAACCUUCCCAACACGGCGGUUGCUCUCCGGCCACCGUACUCUCCCAACCUUCCGGCCCCAUCUCCACAGCUUCCCCCAGCUUUCUUCAGCUCCCCUAUCAGUGACAUGCCCCCUCUGGAGUCUUACUCGCCGCUGGCCCAGCGGGACCAAGGCUCCACCCAGGCGCAGGACGCACUGGGAAGCUUCUCCGCAGGGGCUUUGGAUGUAGAAGGAAAAACAGGAGUCGCCGCUGGCGGGCUGGACUCAUUGUCUGAAUACACUCUCCCUGGGGGACGAGUGUGUCACAGCUUCAUCCCGGGAAUUCGCACCAACAAUGCUGCUCAUGCAAAUGGUCCGGCAGGAACAAACUUGUCUCUGCUCUCCCGGAACCCCCUGGCAGCUACGCAUGAGUUUCGACAGGCCUGUCAUGCCUGUUACAGUCGAAUAGGUCCUCGAGUGAUGGACUACAAGUAUCAGCCAGAGGCAGCACAUCGUUGCAAGAGAGAUGUGCUGUUGUGCCGCCUCAAAAACACAGAUGACCCCACCUGGAAGAGGAUCCGGCCCCGGCCUGCACGGAACAACUUCCUGGGGGCAUUUGUUCUCUGUAAAGAGGUGCAGGAACGUCAGGAGUGCCAGUAUGGGGAGAAUUGUACUUUUGCCUACUGUCAGGAGGAAAUUGACGUGUGGACACAAGAGAGGAAGGGCGCAUUGAGCCGAGAGCUGCUGUUCGAUCCGCUGGGCAGCACAGAGCGACGGGCGCUUAGCGUCACCAGACUGCUGCAGCUCCAUAUGGGAAUGUUUAUGUUCCUCUGUGAGGAAUGUUUUGACAGUAAGCCUCGCAUCAUUAGCAAGCGCAGCAAAGAAAACUUAUCAGUCUGCUCAAACCUCACAGCUCGACACCCGUUCGACGAUAACAAGUGCCUGGUGCACGUGGUGAGGUCAGCCAAUGUGCGCUACAGUAAAGUGCGUCCCCUGCACCCCCUCUGCCAGUUUGACGUAUGUCGCCACGAGGUCCGUUACGGCUGUCAGCGCGAGGACAGCUGCUCUUUUGCGCAUUCUGUCAUAGAGCUCAAAUGCUGGGUCCUACAGCAGGACACUGGUAUCACCCACGAAGAGAUGGUGCAGGAAUCCAAGAGACACUGGCAAAGGCUGGAGCAGAAUGCACAGAAGCAGCAGAAGCCCAUCCAUUUCCCCCACCCGAGCAGCGUACCUACAGGUGGAGUCGGAGGAAUGGGGGGCGGGAUUGGAGGAAUUGGGGGAGACGGCCUAGGUGGCGGAGGCGUUGGACCAGUGGGAGGCAUUGGGGUGGGGGGGUUGGGAGCAGCAGCAGGACGGGGACGACCCCUCAACCUGAAAAUGAAAUUUGUGUGUGGCCAGUGCUGGAGAGAAGGACAGGUGAACGAGCCCGACAAGAACCUCAAGUACUGCACAGCCAAAGCACGGCACAGCUGGACAAAGGAGCGUCGGGUCCUGCUAGUCAAAUCCUUUGAGAAGAAGAAGUGGGUUGUUGUUCGGCCUCUGCCUUUCUCCCGCACCUAUCCUCAGCAAUAUGAUAUGUGUGUGCAUGUGAUGAAGCAGAAGAAGUGCCACUAUAUUGGGAACUGCUCAUUUGCUCACAGUCUGGAAGAAAGGGACGUCUGGACAUACAUGAAGAACAACAGCUUGAGAGACAUGCAACAGAUGUAUGAACUGUGGCUGCAGCUCACCAAUCAGAGUAGACGCACAGAUAGCUCCGCUGUGACGCCGCCUCCAGAGGACAAACAGGUCACUAUAACAGCAGAUUACACAGAAAGCAUGUCUGUGCACAGUAAUGUCCGAUUGAGCCGAUGUGUUGAUAGAGCUGGUCAUUGCCCAGGGAACUUGGAGCGAGGCAGCGAGGAGGACGGCGAUUGUCAGAUGGGGAUGACCUCUGAGUUGCCAUGGUGACCAGACGCACCUGAUUGCCGCUGAGCUGCAGCCAGACACAGACAGGCCUGCCACACCAGCGACUACGGAAACAGCCUGUCACCUUUCCAGUCUGACCUCCGCUAGCAACUCUCCAGCAGUGCAAGAGCAAAUGUACACACAACUGAACAUUUGACCCCACACACAAACAGACAAGUACACACAAAAUAUACAUUCACACAACACAAUACACAAUUUUCAGGCACCGAUUAACACAAUUAGAUAGCUUCGUAAGUUAAAAUACAGGACUUAGCUUUAGCAUAUUUUUUGUACCAUGCAGCAGUUACACAGCAACUUUAGGUUCUCCUCCAGCACAAUAUAUUACAAUCCCACAGACAACUAGUUCUGACGUAAAGAAUCAGCUAGUAUCCCCUCGUACUGUUUGGACUGAGCAACUCUGUGUCCACUAGCAACCUCUUUCAUUUUUGUUGUUUUAAAUCCUCGCAGCACUGAAACAGUUCUUGGUUGGGCGCGCUGGUCGCAGCUCUCAAAUAUCUCUUGGUGAUAAUUCAAAACUCAGUUGAAGCUUAGCGCUCUAACACAGAAAGUUUAAAUCUAAACUUCAGAGUGCCAAAAAUGCUAAGUCCUCGGUGCUGUCGAUGGCAGUCGAGACUGAUAUGGAAGAGGUUCUUGGUGGACGCUUCGUCGUUAAGCUGCGUAUCAACCAAAUCCCACUCUCCUUCUUUUUUUGGAGAAUAAUGAUUUUAAGCAUUGUUUUUUUCCGAGGGGAGUUGUACUUCCUUGUUAUAUUGUCUGCCAUAUUGGUAGAACUCAGUGAAUGUAACGCCUGCAUGGGCCUUUAAAAACGAGGAAGUUAGUAAUUGCAAAGGUUGUGGAAUGUAUUUAAUUACACCUAAAAUGCUCAAAAACAGAUGUGUAACAUUGGCUUCCCCCCUCUUUAUUGUUAGAAUAAAAGUCCUGUGAUAGUUGUUUACGGAAUCAUACCAACUGGUCCAGUGAAGAACGAGCCCGGACACACACACACACACACACACACACACACACACACACACCUCCACACAUUAAGACUAUAGUUGCUGUCGCCCAAGUCCAGGUGAAUCAAAGCGUGCUUGAAUACCAGCUCCUCUGGGGUUGGAAAAAAAGGAUGAUUAAAAUAAUGUUCUGGCAACUAGAUCUUAAUGAAACAUCUGUGGCUUAUGUACACAAAGGCUUUAAGUAGUGGUUUGCGGUGUUGUGUGCUCAAAGCAGUGGACAGAUGUGAACCUGGUGUCACAAGGCUACAGAGAGGUGACUGCACAACAACACAAAGUCCUGCCUGAGCUGCUCUCAGCAAUAGAUAAGUAGACAUAUUAAGAGUUCAGACCGCAGAUGCCCACCAGGAAAUGAUGACCUCACUUGGGCUAAAGCACAGUGACAGUUCUGACCGUGCUGAAGACUUAAGUUGCGUGAAAAAAAGUAAAAGCUUUUGUAAUUAAUAAAAAAAUUAAAUCUGCUCCAGAUAAACAAUGAUUUAAAGACUGAAAAGAAAUGAUAGGGAAAAGAAAGAUAGAAAGGAUAUUUUUUUUUAAGAUUGGAGAAGUCGCUGCAUCUUCAGUCAAACUGGGGUCAUUAUUUCACUGCGCACCCACCAUGCUCCCUCAGCCUUCAAAUGGAAACUUGUGUUCCUCAUAUGCUCCCAAAUGUUUUGUUCCUGAUGGCUAACAGUAGCUCUGAGAUAAAAUAAAUAAAUACAUUUAUCGCAGGAAACCUGCCAGCUUUACACAGGGAGACAAUUCACACCGCAUAUUGUGCCUAUAAGCAACACACGCACAUGUGACACUAACACACACGCACACGCACACACACACACACACACACAGAGGUAGAAUAUCUGCUGUCAUCAUAUUCUAACCUUUAAUGUGGAAGGAGACACGAUGGAGGUAUGUCUAUAUUCAGAUACAUAUACACACAUAUUAUGCAUAUUUACGAAUAAUGGUAUACUACUAAUAAUAAUUGAUAACUUAGCGGUUAAGCUUAAUAAAUAUAUAACCUGAAAACCUGUAUUGAUUACAUAGAACUUCUUGUUAUUGAGGUAUUGCUAUAUGACAUGUAUCGCUGAACUAGAUGACUAUAGUGAUUUUUUUUUUUUUUUUUUUUAAUGAUUCUUUUAUUUUGUAAUUUUUCCUUCUGUGUGGGUUGUUCCAGACCGGGUUUGUUUGUAGGGACUGCAGCGGAGGUAGAAGUUGAUUUGUGAUGGUUAAAACAUUGAGAGCAGAGAUGUGGAGUAAAUCACCCAGCUCCGAGGGUCAUUUUGGUUUUUCAGCAGCUGUACUGUGUGUUCAGAAGCAUGCAACAUAUAGAUAAAAUGUGCACAGGCUGAACUUUAUAUUUAAAAUAUAAUUUUUUUUAUCCAGGGUGGCUUUAGUUCAGCUUCAAUUCCGAUGUUGCAAUUAAACAGUACUAAGAACCUUAUGGCUAACCCUGGGCUACACUAGGUGCGUGUGCAGUGUGUAAUGGCCGUGUCGCUGAUCUGUUGCGUGGGUUUCUGGUAUGACUACUGCAUUUCCAUGAAGAAAAGCAGCCUAUGAAUUCAACUAAAUACCAGAACUCCUCUAAGUUAUGAAAUCGGUGCAGGAAGUGUUGCAACUAUCAAUUUUUGUGACUGUUUGUGCACGCAGAGAAAAUAGGCAGCGACUCUCAAGCAUCCAGUGUUGCCCGGGCGUAACAGGCGCAAAACAUUGAAGUUGAAACAAAAUUGUUUUAUUUCGUAUAGAUGUGAUAAUUAAACCACAGAAUCGUACAUUUGUUUUGUCCCACCUCUGACUGCAGUCCCACACAUUUAGGCCAUCGGAUAAAUACUAAAGAGCUAAAUGGUUGUGAGGUCGCAGGCUGUUAAUCAUCCUGCACCUGAAAACUGACCUCAGAUUCUCGGAUCAGCAUUAAUCGUCUCUCAGUUUCAAAGCUUCUCAAAGUUUUUCUGGGAUUAUUGGUAUCAAGCCCUUGUCUGGAACAGCCCAGGUAUUAGCUUCUUUGAGGGAUUGUAUUACUACUACUCUUAGUAUUAUGAUGAAUAUGAUGACGAUAAUGAUUGCUAUCUAUUGACUAUUUCUCUUCUAUAUGCUAUUGAUAUAUGUAUGUUAAUUGCAAUGUAUAACUUUCUCUUUAUAUAUGUAUCCUUGUAUGAAUAUAAUAAUUUACAGUAAAUAUGCAUCUGUGUAUGCGGCAGUGCACAGCUCCAUCUGGGAGGCAGUGAGCAGAAAGACUCCUGAUAGCUGCUGUAGUAAGGCUCUCGAGUUUUUGGAUCCUACAGGUGGUGACCACCAUUUACACAGUAUGGUAGGCGUACUAUGUAUUAACGCUGUCUGAGCUCUGUCUGUAGGCCUGAAGAGAGUUUAAAGGGGACAAAAAUAGAUAGUUGAUGAUGAAAGUAUAUAUAUUGUAAACUUUCCCCUCUUCAGUGUCAUCUUACCAGCAGAGCUCUCUGCUCACUGCCUGUGCUGUGCAUCUUUCUUUGUUUUGAGUUUGAGUCUCCGGUCAGGGACAAAAGCAUACAUAGAGGCCUAUAUACUCCCGUAUAGCGCCUUAUUUGAUAUACUACAUCUAUAAGAUGAUACAUACCCCUAUUGUAUAAUCCUUCUUACUAUAUACAGUAUAUGAUACCUGAUACCUAUUAUAAUACUUAGACACCCUCAUAAGGUAAUUUAGAUAAGAGAUGGUGGAGCUGUUUUUUCCCCUCUGUGGCUGUGGAAGAGUUUGCUGUUGUCAGUGACGUGUUCCCAUCUUGUUUUUCAGGGAGUUUUCAAAAAGGACAGGUUGUUAAGAGAGCGCAAUAUACUUUUCUGAUCUUUAUCUUUCAAGUGGACGAACAAUUUUCCCAUCUUUGUUUGAAGUCCUGCGUUUAGAGACCUGCUGAAGUGAAUGUUUUGCCCGAAAAAAAAGCUGAACGUUUUAAAGAAGGCUCCUCUUCCAUUGUUGGAGAAAGACGAGCAUUGAUUAUAUAACACACAGAAAGACAUAAAAAAAAAAAGAGAACUUAAAAGUGUGUGCUUUGUGUUUUGUGUGUGUUGUUAAAGGCAAGCGAAUCAUGUCACUAAUUUAAAAAGAAGGCCAGUUGCUGCUGCAGCUGCUGCAGCUUCUGUACACAAAACAAAUCUCACGUGGAAAUUGUUUGUCAAGAAGGAUCUUCCGUCAUAACAAACACAGUAGAUACUCUGUCAGUCUCACUUAUCAAGUACAAUCGAUUUGCUGUAAAAGUGAGGAAACCCGUCCAUGAGAUGUGAGGUUUGUCAGGGAAUGGACAUUGACUCUGCGGCCAAAAUGACUGCUUAACUGUCCUGUCAUCUGUGGAGGACAUUUGGUCUUUAAAUUAUUCAAUUUGUGUUUAUCUUUUCUUUUUCCUGAUCCCUUAUAGCUUAAUGAAUACUGUGCACCAGUAAGAGAACGUUUUGGAACCUGAAAUUUAAUAAAAGCCUUGGGCUUUAAAUCUCUUUUAACAUUGUAUGCUGUAUUAGUUGUUUUUUCUGACAUAUGAAGCGUUUUCACAUUCUUCUCAAAAUGAAUGGAAGAGUUUAUUCCCCCAAAACACGCUUCAAUUUUUCUCAUAACUACAAUACUGAGUUUGUUAAAAGACGGGGACUGUCAAUCAGUGGUGACGUCCUUUCCUAAUAUCAAUUCUACAAGCCUCUGCCUUUAACCUUCCAAGCUCCUCCGAGACUUUAGCACCGGAAAACGUGUGGGGUCUCACUACCUCUAUUGACAUCACUACAAUUGUUGACCCUGUGUGAUGUCAUGCUGGUGUUUAAGCAGUCAGGCUGGUUUAUUUCUGCUGUUGCUUCCGAACCUUUGAAAGUGUUAUUCAUUGAUUUAAGAGUUGGCUUGAAGGUUCUCUUUGUCCAUUCUCUGAGUAAAACGACUCAUGUCCUGUGCAGUUCUGGUUAUUCCAUCUAUAGUUAAAUUCAACGACGCAGCUCUCAGCUGUGAAACACGAUUCCCAGUCAUUAAGUACUCAUGUGACACCCGCCCACCCACACCCAUCCCUCCCAUCUCUCCCAUUCCCAGUAACCUUUAUAGUUGGUGUCAUUUGAUUUGCCACAAAAACACACACACACACACACACA
Paralichthys olivaceus (Japanese flounder) is the source of this 8130-nucleotide messenger RNA. RefSeq names its product zinc finger CCCH-type containing 7Bb (gene zc3h7bb). The record is from RefSeq and is a predicted model, not a curated record. Gene Ontology annotation, biological process: miRNA processing. Gene Ontology annotation, molecular function: protein binding; miRNA binding; metal ion binding. NCBI's taxonomy places the organism in Eukaryota, Metazoa, Chordata, Actinopteri, Pleuronectiformes, Paralichthyidae.